GAUUCUAGACCCGACUACAAAAUUGCGCAAAACUGGGAGUCAGAGCAUACCAAGAAACAAGUCCAUCUCUACAAUCCGACAUUCGUUGGCCAAGGUAUUGGAACUAUAAGUGGCGGGACAUCUGGAACUAUAAAUGGGCUCAUUGUUGAAUCUUCAAAGAGAGAGACUCCGGUUCCUGAAAAUCAGGACUACAAUGAAGUUCCCAAAGUUCCCAAAAGAGCAAAAAUUGAAGAUUGGUUUCGACCCUGUACUCCGCCACAUCAAAUCUAUUCGCGAAAUGCUUAUCCUCCUAGGGUCCAGGAACGCAAUAACGAUGAAUCAUAUGUUUACGAUGAGUCCUCUGAUUUGGAUAAUAGAAAAAAUCACGGAGAGGUCAAUAAUGAAAUUGACAAUAUUGCUAAUGAAGAUAUAUAUCUUUUAUCUCAAGAGUACCAAUCUCAUUUAGAAAGUAAAUCCGCAUUCGAUGUAAUUUCCUUGAGUGAUACUAUUGAGGUCGUUCUUGAAAAACCAUAUACCGGAAAAUUUAUUCAUAAAGAACAUUAUGAUCUUAUAUGGGUGCAGGAUAUUUAUAAACGAUUUCUAUUUCUUUUCGAUGCACCCACCAACUUACUAUUGGAUCCGGAUCAAUGUGAACUUUCUUAUCGAGAAAAUUUUGUAAAUCCCAUUAUUGUUAAAGUUUUUGACGACAUCAUGGAUUUAAUCAAGGUAAAAACGCAAUAUAAGCAACAGGUUAGCAUUGGAUGUUCCCAAGAUGGGAUAUAUUCAAUUAACGUAAAUGCUGUUGUUUUAGAAGUAGGAUUCUUAGAGGUUAUCGGCAAUGCCCUCUACACUGAUAUCAAAAAAUUAAACGAUGACACUGAAAAAGUGUUGAAGUGUAUGCAAAUUUGUAUUCAUUAUCAACGUCAACACUAUUUAUCACGUGGGGUUACUGAACAACAAAGUCGAAUAAUGGACUAUUAUCUAAUAGUUCAGAAGAUCGUUCCUUAUACUAAAGUUCAUGUUGGCAUAAAUGAAUCACCUGUUGAAGCAUCACCCUCCAAAGCUUCGAGGACUUACGAUGCUUCAAAAACUUCUGAUUAG
Molecule: messenger RNA, 1080 nt
Organism: Racocetra fulgida
Lineage: Eukaryota; Fungi; Glomeromycota; Glomeromycetes; Diversisporales; Gigasporaceae
Source: the annotation of a GenBank genome assembly